This is a messenger RNA of Cavia porcellus (domestic guinea pig), 6127 nucleotides long. RefSeq names its product chromosome unknown C17orf107 homolog (gene CUNH17orf107). Lineage: Eukaryota; Metazoa; Chordata; Mammalia; Rodentia; Caviidae. The transcript is spliced from 3 exons. The coding region runs from base 166 to 816 and encodes 216 amino acids. The record is from RefSeq and is a predicted model, not a curated record.
UCUGAGGACCCGGGGCGCGUGACCACAGCGCCUGGCUCCUCUGACACCACCACCGCCCUCUGCCUCCAGCUGCUGCUCUGACCUCACAAACACCUCUUGGCCAGGCGGUGGGGAUCCGCCCCAGCCGCUCCGACCCUUCCACCCCUCCCACCACCUGCGGCGGCCAUGAAGGGGACCCCCAGCUCCCUGGACACCCUGCUGUGGGUCUUCCACUAUCACAGCUCCACUGAGGUGGCGCUGCAGCCCCCAAUUCUAUCUUCCCUGGAACUGGCGGUGGCUGCAGCCCAUGAGUAUCUGGAGCACAGGUUCAGAGAGCUGAAGUCCCUGAAGCUGCAGGAGACCAAGGAGCCCAGCCUAGGGCUGGUGCUAAGAGAAGCGGCCGCCAGCCUCGGGAGCUUCAGCGCCACCUUGUUAGAGAUAUCAGCCCUUUGGCUACAGCAAGGUGUGCCAGCACUGGACGGCAGCAACAGCAGCCUAGACCCAACCGCAGACGCCGGAGACCCGGGCGGAGCCCUGGCCCGGGUGGCUCGGGCUGCCCAGCAUGGGGCUUUGCAAGCCAGGGCUGCUGCUGGCUGGGGCGCCAGGCUCCUGGUCCAGGGGGUGUGGCUGUGCCUGUGUGGCCGGAGUCUGCAGGAGUUCACUUCAUUCCUGCAGCAGUGGCGAUGCCAGCUGGGCCUUGAAAUUCCCGGGGAGCCAGUGAGUUUGGGACGGAGGCCAUGUCCUUUGGGGGCUAAAGAUGGGGCUGAGGAAACUGAGCCGGACUGUCCCCCAACAGAGACACUCAGGAGACCUCAAGAUGGUAUCCAGCAGCAGUGAGGAGGACACGGGACCAGAGCACCCAUCAUCACCCUGCUCCACCCGUGUCUAAAUAAAGUCCACCGGGGUGGAAACAGCCGAAAUUUCUCCUAGAGGCGCUGGGCUCUGGCCACGCCCCCUGGCCACUCCCUGUCCCCGCCCCCAGCCCACCUGGCCCCGCCCCCAGCUGGUGGCCCCACCCCCGAGCUGGUGGCCCCGCCCCCGAGCUGGUGACCCCGACACCCACUCUGUCCUCACUUGCCCAACAGCGGCACGCUCAGAGAUGUCUCUGGGGUUUUCUGAGCAAUUAGGAACAAGAAGACAGUCUGGGCCAGCAGGACGUUGAUAGAGACGGUGCAUUUCUGGCCACCAGCUAGAGAGAACCCCCAGUGAGAGCAGCCCCGACUCGCGGGGCGGGACCCAGUGCGGGCGCGGGCUCGCGCUCACCCUGCGCCGGCAGGAAGUAGGCCAGCACCACCAGGCCGGAAAUGAGGACGCAGGGCACGAUGAUGUUGAUGACGUAGAAGAGCGGCUUGCGGCGGAUGAUGAGCGUGUAGACCACGUGCGUCUCCCCCUGGGGGUGCGCAGCGCCGCCCCGGUGGUGGCGGAUCGCCCCCGGGCAGAAGUCGAUGGCCCACUCGCCGUUCUCUGCGGAGGGAGGCGCGGUCGGCCGGGGCGCCCCCUGCUGGCCCUCCAGGCCCGGCGGGGUGGGGAUGCGGUGGAAGGGGCGUCCCGGGGCGGGUGUGGGGAAGGCCCCAGCGAGGAGACCGACUGGCGGGCAGCUGGGCCGCUGACAGCCAGGCUGCGUGUGUGCUAGUGAGAGCGGGCGGCCCGCCCCUGAGCCCCUGAGCGGGACCCUGCCAGCCGGCGCUUCGGGCAGGGCCGGGAGGGCAGGGCAGGGGGGAGCUGUCACCAGUGAAGGCCUCGGUGUCGAUGUCGAUCUUGUCGAUGGGGUCGCCGCUGUCGUCCACAGCGAAGACGAACUCCACUUCUUUGGCGCUGUAAGUCUGCGAGCUGUGAAGGAAGCAGGACGGCCACCCGGCAGCUUGCACCUGCGAAGGCCCCACCCUCUGCCCUGGUCCUGUCUGCGCACCUUAACUCCCUCCCUACUCCGUGUCUUGUUUCUCGUGAUCCUGGGUCCGAGUCUCAUCCCAGCCCUUCCUGCCGUUAUUGAGACGGCUCUGGCCGCCUUGCCCAGGCUUGUCUCCCACGCCCGGCCCAGCGCUCCUCCUGACUCAGCCUCCCUGCAGCCGGGACUGAGGCCGACCUUGAACACCAGCUGCGGUGCGGAGGUCGCGUCCCUGUCUGGCCAGCCCCCGCCAGGCCCCCCACGAUGAGGAGGGGGCGCCGAGUAACCCUCCCACCGGAAGACGAGCGAGCAGUUCUGCCAGUCGAAGGGGAAGUAGGUGACUUCCACGGCGCAGGUGCUGCGGUAAAUGGCGGGGGGCAGCCAGGUCACGUAGCCGCCCUCGUAGAUCAGCACGUUGGCAUCGUAGGCCACGUCGAACUGACCGUCAAUACUGUGGGCUCAAAAAACCGAGUUAUCUCACAACAGGUCCACCGAACCGCGUCCAGGCAGACUGAGCGUCCAGCCCCCCCCCCCCUCCCCGGGCUGGCUGCCCAGAAAGCAGCCUGGCACUCAGACCGCCGGCCCUCACUUGUUUUCCAGCACGAUCUCUGGUAGCCACACGUGGUUGGAAGGGACCCUCAGGGAUUCCACACCCCCGAAGUCGUCCUUGCUGUAGUUGAGUCGGUAAUCCUGCCAGUCCUGAGAAGGGGGGACGGAGGGAGGGCCUUCCUGUGGGGAUGUUCAGGAGGUGCCUGGAGGGGAGGCUCAGGGCCCAUGCCCCCGGAUUACACUCACGAUCCCAAUCCACACGUUGGUGGUGAGGGUCUCCUCCUUCUCGUUCUGCAGCAGAGAGGUUACUUCAGGGCCAGAAGUGCACACUGGAGCAGCGCUCAGCUGGGGCCAGGAGUGGGGCUGGGCUCGGGCGGGGAGGCACUCACCAGGGAGAUGAGGUUGGUCAGGGUGACCUUGAGGCUGACGGUGACCGUGUCCUCCGGCCCCCUCACUGGCCGGCAUUCUGGGUCAUAGUUGUCGAAGAGAUGGUGAUAAAGACUCAGCUCCUGGUUCUUGGUCUGCCCUCUGCCUGCGGUGGGGUCAGGAGAGAAGAUGCUGGACAGGACGGGGUAGGGCCCUCUCCUCCCCUCCAGAUGGCCACAGGUUCCGGGGCUGAGUCUCUCUGCAUCUGUCUCCCGAGCCAGCAGCACUGUGGCUCAGGACUAAAUACCCAGUGCUCAGUCCGUGUCUGGACUCCCUCUCCCCUCACACGGGCAUCUGUCCACUUGCCUCCCCAACCCUGUUCCUACCAAGCAACCCCAAGAGGAACAGGACGCCCAGCAGAGCCCCUGUCAUCCUGCUGUCCGCUUCUCUGAGUUAUUCUGAGCUCUGGCUCACUUGGGUGCCUGUGUGCCGGGGAGGAGGGCGUUAGUUCCGGGCUGGGAAGGGGACUGUCACCUAAUCCUCCUGUCCGCCCCUGCUGUGGCUGAGGCAGCUGCCCCAUCCUGGGCUCUCGGCCCACACCCCGUCCCAGCAUCCUUUGCCCAGUCUUCAGCCAGCUGCCCAGCUGCAGACCCACUCUCUCUAAGAGAUACGGGCUCCGGACAGCACCUGGAGACACGCCCCAGCAGGCACAGGGAUGUGCUUUCCACACACGCCGGUGGUGCCCUUUGAGUCAGCUGCACUUUACGGCAAGACUGCUUGAUGACCAUGUCUAUGGAGGCGGACGCUCCUUGGCUUCCAUACUCACCCAUGUGAAACACACUGUCCCUGUCACCACCCACAGCCUGCCCAUGGCCACGCUGACGCCGUUCCUGUCAGCAGAGUCCGGUGAAGAGGAAACUCCACAGCUACCUGAUACUGAAAGCAGCACUCGCAGGAUCACAGGCGCCAGCUGGCAAAUAAGGUCCUGCUGUGCAAUGCAGGUCCCCCACUUCCUGCCAUAGCCGGGUCCCCAGGUCUGCCUGUCUGGUCUGACCCUUGCCAGGCUUGUUUCCCUAUGCUGUUCCCUGCUGCCACCUUGUGGCCAUUGAUGAUAGUGCUGCCCUCCCCAACCCGCUGUCCAAAGGGCCUGCACCUCAACUGGUCCUGCUGCUUAAAGUCUUGAACCGCUCUCACUGGUCAUCUGGCAAAGAAAACUGAUUUAGGAAGUCGGGAGAGCCGGGGUGCUGUGAAUCCAUAGCUUAAAGAAGCUGCUGGCCUCAAACUGAGCAAUCCUCCCACCUCAGCCUCCCACGGGCAGGGACGGUAGGGGUCCACCACCACCAUGCCCGGCAGAAUACGCACUUUCUAUCCCUUACACCUCAUUUCCUUAUAACACCCCCAACUUCCAUUGUCUUUGGCCUAUCACCCUAAAGACGGGAUGCAAGCCGGGCAUGGUGGCUCACACCUGUAAUCCCAGCACUCGGGAGGCUGAGGCAGGAGGAUCGUUGCGAGUUCGAGACCAGCCUGGGCUACAAAGUGAGCCCAAGACCAGCCCAAACUGCACAGUGAGACCCUGUCUUAAAAAGACGGGGGAUGCGAGUCAGGUGAGGUGACAUACACCCUAAUACAGCGCUUAGGAGGCUGAGGCAGGAGAAUUACUGCCAGUGUGAGCUACAAAGAGGUGAAGGCAGUCCGAACCGCAUAGUGAAACCUGAUCUCAAAACAACCGAUGUAGUGUCCAGACACUGAAAUAUAGCAUUGUCAAGGAAAUGAGGAGGGUGCAGGCAAAGACUGCAUGAAUAAAACCCAGAGUGCAUGGGAACUAUCACAAAGGAUCAACAAUUGGAUGUCAUCCUACUGAAAAGCUUUUGCACAGCAAGAGAAACCACCACCAGAGUGAAGAGCCAGCCCCAAUGUGAGAGAGAAAGUUUGCCAGCAGUUCCUUAGACAAAGGAUUAUUAUUGAGAAUGUAUAAAGAACUCAAAAAAGUCAGUCCUCCCAGAUUUAAAGACCCAAUCAAAAAAUGGACAUCUGAGACAAACACACACUUCUCAGAUGAAGAUAUACAAAUGGCAAACAUGUGAAGAAAUGUUCACCAUCACUGGUCAUUUGAGAAAUGCAUAUUAAAACAGCCCUGAGAUUCCAGCUCACCCCAGAAAGAAUGGCUGCCAUCAAGAAAUCAGGCAAUAACAAAUGCUGGAGGGGUUGUGGGGGAAAGAAGCCCUUCUCCACUGUUGGUGGGAGUGCAGACUGGCACAACCAUUGUAGAAAUCAGUGUGGAGAUUCCUCAACAAACUAGGAUUAGGGGCUGGGGAUCUAGCUCAACAGCAUAAGCACCUGCCUUGCAAGUGCAAGGUCAUGAGUUCAAUUCCCCGGUACCAAAAAACCCCCAAAACCAGGAUUGGAGGUCCCAUUCAACCCAGUUAGGCCCCUUCUGGGUAUCUUCCCAAAAGAAAAACAUGCCAGGUGUGGUAAUGCAUGCCUGUAAUCCCAGCACUCGGAGCCUGAGGCAGGAGGAUCAUUAUGUUGGAGACCAGUCUGGGCUACAAAGUGAGCCCAAGACCAGCCUAAACUGCAUAGCAAGACUCUGUCUCAAAAAGACAAAAUUAAAAACAUACCACAAUGAUACUAUACCCAUGUAUAUAGCAGCAUAGUUUAUAUUAGACAAGUCUUGGAAAAAACCUAAAUGCCCAUGAAAAACCUAAAUGCCCAUCAACUGAGGAAUGGAUAAGAAAGAUGUGGUAUUUCUUUACAGUGGAAUACUACUCAGCCAUAAGGAAUGAUAAACGACAUUUUUAUAGGUAAAUGGAUGUGCUUUGGAUGCAUAUAUAUUAGUGAAAUAAAUGUCACUCAUGUAUAAACAUCAUAUUGUUUCAUUAGUGUGACAUGCUGAAAGAAAAAACAUUAUUUUGUCCCAGAGAAAAUGACUUCACUCAAAACAACUCAGCCCACACCUGCCCUCAUUUUAACUAACCCACCGUGAGCGAUUUUGAGUUGAUUUUUGGAUGUCUUCAGAAAUUUUAGAUGCGCUAUAAGGUUUGGGCUUUUUGCCUGUGGCUAUCCAGUUGUUCCAGUAUAUUUAUUGAAGAUGAAAUCCUUUCUCCACUUAAUUGCUUUUGCAUCUUUGCCAGAAGUCAAUUGUCUGUUACAUGGGUAUUUAUAUUGGUACCCUGGUGGUUUGUCAUGAUUGGUGUAACUUUGAGAUAAGUCGUGGGAUUGGGGAGAGCUGGAGCUCUAAUUUUGUUCCUUUAUCAAAGUUGUUUAGACUAUUCUGAGUCUUGUAUUUCUACAGAAAUGUAAGAAUCAAAAUGUUAAUUUUUAUGAAAAACGAUGUUGGCAUUUUGAUAA